Molecule: messenger RNA, 1413 nt
Organism: Colletotrichum orchidophilum
Lineage: Eukaryota; Fungi; Ascomycota; Sordariomycetes; Glomerellales; Glomerellaceae
Exons: 3
Coding region: 1-1413 (470 amino acids)
Source: RefSeq, a predicted model, not a curated record
AUGCCACCCCGGGCCACCGGCACCGUUCCCCUCUUAGCCCUCCGCUCCUCCGUCCCCGACACCGCCGCCUCCGCCGCAGCAAACGCCACAAUCCCCCCCUGGCUCAUCCUCCCGAGACCAGACCCAAACGAGUGGAAUGGCGCCUCCGUCGCACCCGUCGCCGUCCUCUCGGCCGUCGUGGCCACUGCCUUCGUCGGCAUGCGCUUCUACACCCGCGCCAGGAUCCUCCGCUCCGUCAAGUGGGAGGACUGGACCAUCCUUGCGUCCCUCGCCUUUGCAAUCACCACCAGUGCAGGCAUGAUCACUCAACUUGAUUUUGGCCUCGGGGAACACCUCUAUUACUCCUACCCCUCCUUCGCCGCCUACAUCGAAGCAGGCAUCUUUACAAACCUCUUCUAUUCUAUCAGCAUCACCCUGACAAAAGUCUCCAUCCUCCUCCUCUACAUUCGCGUCCUGACCUACGACCUCGUCCGCCUCCUCGGCAAGACCCUCCUCGGCAUCGUUAUCCUCUCCCACGCCUGGAUGAUCGCCAGCAUCCUCACCACCUGCGUGCCCCUCACCUCCGCCUGGAACUACGACCCCCUGAACCCCCCCAUCUACUGCCAUCCCAUCUCCGUCUUCUGGGGUAACGCGUGCGUCCAUUUCGCUACCGAUUUGCUCAUCUUCCUCCUGCCCCUUCCCGUCAUCUACACCAUGCGCCUCCCCCGCCGGCAGAAGACGGGCCUCUACGUCGUCUUCUGCCUCGCGUUCCUCGUCUGCGCAAUCUCCAUAGUCCGCCUCGUCCGCCUCUUUCACACAGACGAGACCCCCCUCCAAGUACUGGACGUAACCUGGUCCGCCGUCCGCAUCGCAAACCUGACCUGCAUCGAGGUCCACGCCGCCAUCGUAACAGCCUGCCUCACCACCCUGAAACCCCUGCUCUGCCGCCUCUUCCCCCGCUUCAUGGCCUCCGCAACGGGCACCUACGGUGGCUCCGACACCUACAACUCCUCCGCCGACGCCUCCCGCCGCGACGAAUGGGAAAAGAACUUCUCCCUCGGCGACCCGGAGAUGUACUAUCAGCGUCCCCUGACCAUCGGCACAAAGUCGAACCGUCCCCGGAUGCAGAGGGACACCUUUGCGAGCCUGGACGAAAUGAAAUUAUCUCCCGAAGAGGCGGAGCACGUCGACAUGUUAAUGGCGAUGAAGCCGCCGGCGGCGACGAGGAGCAGUGUUCGGAACGGCGGCCCAGGCGAAUUUCGGCUGGCCGAGGUCGAUGCCGGGGCGCCGUUGCGGUGGCCGUCUAAGCUCGUAAGAAAAUCGAGGCUUCAGCCGCCGCAGGACGCAAAGACGCGCAGAUCGAUGCUGCGGUACGCGCAGAGUGCGCGGUCCACACACUUCAGCUCCGCGCCGAUGCCUGAGAAUCGGAUUUAA